Messenger RNA from Emericellopsis cladophorae, 609 nucleotides. RefSeq names its product Respiratory supercomplex factor 2 -like protein. The coding region runs from base 1 to 609 and encodes 202 amino acids. Gene Ontology annotation, cellular component: mitochondrial inner membrane. Gene Ontology annotation, biological process: mitochondrial respiratory chain complex IV assembly. NCBI's taxonomy places the organism in Eukaryota, Fungi, Ascomycota, Sordariomycetes, Hypocreales, Bionectriaceae. The transcript has a single exon. The record is from RefSeq and is a predicted model, not a curated record.
AUGAAAAUAAUUGAGAGCGGCGAAGAGAAGCAGUACUACGACGCCAUCGUGUCAUCCGGGGCCAAGGCUGGCUUGUGUGGCCUCGCCCUCGGUGUCGCAGCCAUGGCAGGGCUGCAUUCGUGGUACCCGCCGUUCAGACAACUCCCUCUCUACAUCAAGAGCACUUCUGCCAUCUACCCCGGAAUAUUGGCUACGAGCAUUGGCGCCACCCACGCGUCCCAUAGCUUCCAGUCGCGGUUGCACCCGGAGGCGCAGGAGUACAUGCGCCAGGUCAAGCGUCAAGCCAAAGAGGCACACAGGAGGGAGCCAAGGAGCCAGCGAGAACGGGAAUGGCUGCACAAGAAUCAGUAUUACAUCUUGGGCGGGAUAUGGGCUUCUACCAUGGCCUCCAGUCUGGCACAGAUGCGGCAUGACCAUUUCACCUCGGGGGCCCGAAAGCUGGUCCAGGCCCGCGUCACGGCGCAGGCAUCGACGCUCGCUGUGCUGCUCGUGACUGCGGCUAUUGAAUACAAGGACAGAAGAAAGAGAAUGGGAAAGUUCCAACCAGUUGUCCUUGUCCAUAGUGAGGCAUCGAGGGCGGGUCCGCCCCAGGAGAAGAGAGUACCGUAG